AUGGCAGGGUCAACUACCGGCGCCGUCUUCCUGGCCCUGAUCAUCGCCCUCCUCGUAGUAAUCAUCAUCCUGCUCGGCGUCUGCUGGAAGUUCCUUGGGCCGGGCAUCAUGAGGAGGCUGCUCAGGCCGAGGAGAUGCCCUUCAGAGCUGCCCGAAUACUUCAGCGGCAACAUGAGCGGCAACCUGCGCACCAUCACCUACUUCGACUACGCGGCGCUCAAGAGGGCCACCAGGGAUUUCCACCAGAAGAACCAGCUCGGGAGAGGAGGGUUUGGGCCAGUUUAUCUGGGGAAGCUGGACUGUGGGAAGAAAGUGGCGGUGAAGCAGCUGAGCGUGGGCAAGUCCGGGCAGGGCGAGUCGGAGUUCUUCGUGGAGGUGAACAUGAUCACCAGCAUUCAGCACAAGAACCUCGUCCGCCUCGUCGGCUGCUGCUCCGAGGGCACGCAGCGCCUGCUCGUCUACGAGUACAUGAAGAACAAGAGCCUCGACAAGAUCCUCUUCGCCAGUAGCACAUCUCAAAGAGAAACUUGCGCAGGGGGUGAUGGGCUGCCGUUCCUGAACUGGCGCACCAGGCACCAGAUCAUCGUUGGCAUCGCGCGCGGGCUGCAGUACCUGCACGAGGAGUCCAACCUGCGCAUCGUCCACCGAGACAUCAAGGCCAGCAACAUCCUCCUGGACGACAAGUUCCAGCCCAAGAUCAGCGACUUCGGCCUCGCCCGGUUCUUCCCGGAGGACCAGGCGUAUCUCAGCACCGCCUUCGCCGGCACGCUGGGGUACACGGCGCCGGAGUACGCCAUCAGAGGCGAGCUGACGGUGAAGGCCGACACGUACAGCUUCGGCGUGCUGGUGCUCGAGAUCAUCAGCAGCCUGAAGAACACCGACCUCACCCUCCCCAACGAGAUGCAGUACCUGCCCGAACACGCCUGGAGGCUGUACGAGCAGAACAAGAUCCUGGAGCUCGUGGACGCCAAGGUGCAGGCCGGCGAGGGGUUCGAGGAGAAGGAGGUGAUGCAGGUGUGCCAGAUCGCGUUGCUCUGCGUGCAGCCCUACCCGGAGUCCAGGCCGGCCAUGUCGGAGGCCGUGCGGAUGCUCACCAUGAAGACCGACCAGACCAUCCCGCCGCCGGUCAAGCCGGCGUUCCUCGACAGGAAGAACCUCAACCGGGACAACAAGGACGCCGACACCUCCACCAUGGAGAUGAUGAGGUCGCCGGUGUCCUACUGGAUGAUGACGCCGUCUCCCGCUGUCGACAGGCCCUACGACAUGAGCUUCGGAAAAUGAUCCACGAUCACCGGUGCACUGCUGCCGUCCUAGCUCUCAGGGCAAAAUAUAGCAUUCUGGUGCUGCGUUUUGCCUGGCUAUCCUGUAGAUAUUAACAGUUUUGAGACGAAACAACAGUUUAUGUACCAAUGCAUGCAGCUUAGUGUGCUGCUUUGCUUCUGAUGAAAUAAAAUGUGUGACGUGGUGUGAGUGGUA
Messenger RNA from Lolium rigidum, 1476 nucleotides. Its product is annotated as cold-responsive protein kinase 1-like. Gene Ontology annotation, biological process: protein phosphorylation. Lineage: Eukaryota; Viridiplantae; Streptophyta; Magnoliopsida; Poales; Poaceae. The transcript has 6 exons. The record is from RefSeq and is a predicted model, not a curated record. Bases 1 to 1281 code for a protein of 426 amino acids. Gene Ontology annotation, molecular function: ATP binding; protein kinase activity.